This is a messenger RNA of Pangasianodon hypophthalmus (striped catfish), 1406 nucleotides long. Its product is annotated as deleted in malignant brain tumors 1 protein-like. Gene Ontology annotation, cellular component: membrane. The coding region runs from base 57 to 1406 and encodes 449 amino acids. The record is from RefSeq and is a predicted model, not a curated record. Lineage: Eukaryota; Metazoa; Chordata; Actinopteri; Siluriformes; Pangasiidae. The transcript is spliced from 6 exons.
UUCAUGAGAUUCAUCGUGAGAAGACAGUAGCAGUGGACACUAUAAUUAACACCAAGAUGAACGACGCCUCAAAGACCAGGAUGCUGAGACUUUGUCUUAAUUUAAUUCUCGUCUGUGUUCUUAGAGCUUCUCUGCUGGCUGAUGGCGCUAACAUACGACUUGCUGGUGGCAAUCACUCCUGCUCUGGUAGAGUGGAAGUGUAUUAUAAUAACCAGUGGGGAACAGCGUGUGAUGACAGUUGGGACAUGAAUGAUGCGCAGGUGGUGUGUAGACAGCUUGGAUGUGGUAAUGCUGUCAGUGCACCUCAAAGUGCCCACUUUGGUCAGGGAAGUGGCCCAAUAUGGCUGGAUGAUGUUCAGUGUUCUGGAAGUGAAAGCGCCAUCACACAGUGCUCUCAUAAUGGAUUUGGAAACCACAACUGUGGCCAUGGUGAAGAUGCUGGUGUUACUUGCUCAGGCCAUAAUGCGAUCAGGCUGGUGAAUGGUGUGAGUAACUGUUGUGGUCGAGUGGAGAUCCAGCACAAUGACCACUGGGGAACAGUGUGUGAUGAUUACUGGGACUUAAAGGAUGCAGAGGUGGCGUGUAGACAGCUUGGAUGUGGUAAAGCCGUCAGCGCUCCUCAUGAUGCCCACUUUGGUGAGGGAAGUGAACCAACCUGGCUGGAUGAUGUUCAGUGUACUGGAACUGAGAGCUCCAUAGAUCACUGCUCACACAGAGGAUUUGGAGUAGAGAACUGUGGACAUGGUGAAGAUGCUGGAGUCGUGUGCUCAAACCUGCAGACUCCCACAUUGACUCGGAUCUCUCCAAACUCUGUGGUCUCACCUGGAGAAGUCCUUCAGUUCAGAUGUACCACACCCAGUCCAACAUGCAUCUCUGUGGACUUCACUUUGUAUAAAAACGGUACUUCAAUAAAGAAUCAAACUGCAGAGUCUACAACAACAUUUACUCUGACUGUAGAUGCCUCACAUCAGGGCCAGUACACCUGUGACUAUUCAUACAGGGAAAGUAACUCCACAUCAUCCAGGAGCAACUCCAUUACCAUCACUGUGGAUGGCGCUAACAUACGACUUGCUGGUGGCAAUCACUCCUGCUCUGGUAGAGUGGAAGUGUAUUAUAAUAACCAGUGGGGAACAGUGUGUGAUGACAGUUGGGACAUGAAUGAUGCGCAGGUGGUGUGUAGACAGCUUGGAUGUGGUAAUGCUCUCAGCGCACCUCAAAGUGCCCACUUUGGUCAGGGAAGUGGCCCAAUAUGGCUGGAUGAUGUUCAGUGUUCUGGAAGUGAAAGCGCCAUCACACAGUGCUCUCAUAAUGGAUUUGGAAACCACAACUGUGACCAUAGUGAAGAUGCUGGUGUUACUUGCUCAGGUACAGAAAACUCUUAUAUUAUGACCUUGUCAUCAAUGUGA